AUGAAGAUUGACAAGUUGCCGCAACCGUUCGUUGCUUCGAAUCAUAGGAGCAAGAAGAAGAAAGGAAAGAACAAGAGGAGAGAGGAGGACGACGAGGAGGACGAGGCGCGAACAAGAGACGAGACGUUUGAUGACGUGGACAAGCGGAUCCAGAUCCCUGUGGUCACCCGCAUGAAGAUGCAGAUGAACCUCAAGAUGAACGCGAGUAGUAGCACGUCCGCGUCUGACGACACGCGGCUCUUGCGCUCGGGCAUUGACAAGUACCGCUCGCUCCAGCAUCUCAACAACACCGUGUCGUCGUCGCCGUCGUCGUCGUCGAGGCGGUCCCAUGGCAGUGUUGAGUGGUCCUUCGAGCGAGGGACGUCACUAAUGGAAAAGAAACAAUACGCCGCGGCAAUCCCUUACUUUACCGAAGCCCUAGACCUCGUCACCGCAACCCUAACCCCCGAUCGAGGCAUCCCUUGCAGUGCGGUGAAACUGUACCACCAACGAGGUCUUUGCUUCUUGGCGUCGCACAAGUACAAGGCGGCGAUCGAAGACCUCUCACGGGUCAUGCACAUGACACCUAAGAGUGCAGAGCUGUAUGCGAAACGAGGGAAAGCGUACAGUGCACUGGGUGAAUACCACGCGGCGCUGCUGGACUAUUCGGAAGCCAUCAAUCUUGCUGCGACUCAAGGGUUACUUCACGACCGCGGCAGUCUCCUCACUUAUGCAAGUGACGGACUUGCUGCCAGCAGCGCCAGUGUAGUGCAACUACGGGGCUUGUACAUGGCCCGAGCCAAAGUGUACAAGGCCAUGAACAACAUUACACACGCUCUAGACGAUCUCAGUCGAGCCGAGAACGUCGCGGGCGGCCAUCGCGACCUCGAGCUCUUUUACGAGCGCGCGCUUUUGUACUUGCUGUGUCAUCAGGGGCCGUUGGCGUUGCAGGACUUUGACCGGUUUCUCGAGCUGCAGAAAGAAGCUGAGGAGGGGCGACAUUUUGACGCCUCGGGCGGCGUCGGCGGUCUCGCCGGCUUUGUCGCGGCGGACGCUGAGCCAAAAGCUCGUGUGUUAUAUGUACUGCUCGAAAGAGCCAAGUUGCAGCAGGUAAUGGCCGUAGAAGCACAUGCUCGGGAACGAAAAGACGCUGAAGUAGCAGCAGUGGAACAGGGACAGGCCAUGCUGUCGCGCUCGAGAACGAGUGGGAAAUCUGUCGUUGCUUAUGCUACGUCUAUUGCUGUUAAACCUGAACCUUAUUGCGGCCUGGAGUCACGACGGCUAGAAAAACGUGCGCUGCGUGAUUUUUCAAGAGCACUAGAGCUCGAUUCGAGGGACGUCGACACAUGGCGAUUGCGUGGCGAGUGUAUGAUGCAUCUUGGACGCUAUGAAGACGCAUUGGCGGAUUUCGAGAAGGCGUUGGAGCUCGAGCCUCACGACUUUCAGGUUCGUAUGGCUCGUGCCACGCUUUUCCGUCAACGUGGAGACUUGAAAAGGGCUGUCGAGGAAGUGACGGCAGUGCUUGAUGUGAAUGGUUUUUUUAUCGAUGGACUGAAUCUGCGAGCACAUUUAUAUGAAGAGCUGGGGGCCACGAAAGAAGCAGAGAUGGACUAUUCGUCGAUUAUUUACGCGCACUUUGACAAGCCGGAGAGCGGGCAUGUCGUGUCGAGCGGGAAAAUUACCAUGGAGCUUGCGUCUGGUGGGACUCUGAAGCUUGGUAAUCACGUUGGAAAGUCGGGAAAGAAUGCAAAAGAGGGAGCAAGCGGGAGGAUCAUGAGUGAAGUGGCGGCGCAAGCCCUGCUAUCUCGUGCGCGAUUACGACUGGCUACCGAGCAGUUUGACGAAGCCGAGGAAGACUAUCAGGCGAUUCUGAAGUCGUUUGCCAACAACAUGGAAGCGCAGUUGGAGCUGCAAGAGACCCGUGAGCGCAAAGUUGCAUUCGAAGAACGGAAACAACGUGAGGCUCUAGUGUGGCUUGAAGAAAAUGCAGAUGAUGUUGGUAGUGCUGGGGGAAAUGGGAACGGCCACACAACGUCUGGCAAAAACAAAAAGAAGAAAAAGAAGAAGAAGAAAAAAGCGAGUAGCAGUAAUGCUGGUGAUGCUGGUACAAAUUGGAAGCCCCCGGCCGGCUAUGUACUGCUCGAGGAUGACGAGGAGCUAUAUCUGCAGCAAGAAAAAGAGUUAGAGCAGGAAGUAGGACACGAAAAGUCGGGACAAAAGCUGUGUUCCAGUCAAUCACUCUCAAGUGACAUGGAGGCAGCAGAGAAAAAGAAGUACUCCGUCCUUGGUGAUGCACCAGGACUCGAACAGGAGAGCAAGAUUGGUCCCGCUGUAACCUCGGUCGACGACGGCACAAGUUGCCGACAAGGUGCAGGAUCAAUGGCAACGACGCUGUCCGAAGAGACAGCGUUGCCCGACACAACUGACGAGGUUCCAUUGCCGGAGUCGGCCGAUCAAAGAUUGCAGAUAAUCGCUGAGCGGGAUGGGGAUAAUAGAAUGGAAGCUGCCCCUACGCUCUCUUCGGUCGUCGUGACAAGCGUCAUGACUCGAGACGAAGCGUGGGACAGCAUGUGGGACGAGGAAGCCGAUGAGCCGUUACAUGCCGGAUCAGUUCGGAUACGUAUUCCAGCACAGGUCGGUGGUGUCGCCGGCGGUCAAGCGCAGAUUGACAUUGAGACUAUGAGCUUUAAAGCGCCGUCGAAGGAAGAAAAAGAGGUGGCUCCAGCAACCGACAGUGAUCUUAAGUCUGACACUGUGGACCCGACCGGUUCUAUAGUUGAUGAUAAAAUUACUAAUGAGGCUUCUGGUAGUAGCGACGACGGAAAGGAUAGCCAGGGUACGGCAAAAGCAGUUCUCGUGGAUGAGAAGUACCUGAGAAAGCGCGAAAAGCAACUGAACAAGUUGCGUAAAAGCCUGCAGUACGCAUCUAACGAGCGCGAUAAGUGUGCUAUCGAUGAUGCGUUAGCACGCGCUGAGCGUAAACAAAUGAGCGGCGCUCUCCAGGAUGAUAUUCAGCGUGCCCGUAAUGUUUUGGCGGACAUAGCAGUAGAAGCUCAGCGGUCAUCUGAAACUUUGCCUUGCCCAACACCUAUUUCGGGUCCAACCUCAGUUGCUGAGUGCGGGCGGAAACAUUUACACGCUGUGAAACCAACGUCAUCUGGGGUAACUGGAAGCUCAGGCGGGUCACCUUCGCUCGUGAUACGACCCAUUGCGUAUGGUCAGGCACUUCAAGCUGCUGAGCAACACCAGCAGCAACUGCGGGCUCAGCAGAAGCUGAUUGAAGAAAAGGAUGCUGAGAUCGCGGGGUUAAAGACUUUGUUGGCACAGAAAGAGCAGGCGGAGAAGGCUAACUCUCCCCAAAAAGAGUCGCGACGUGUAGUGGCCGGUGCUAAUACUGAGGCGACAGCUCUUGCUCACCGAGCAUCUCGCUUGCGAGCUCAGUUUCCUGUGCAGGGCGCAGCAGCACGUCAGGCCGAAGCGCUGAUUGAAUGGAUGGGUCCUAACGAUGCUGCAGACCGCGUUCGGCAACAAGUCCUCUCUUUUGUACAGCACGUCAUAACUGCACAUUUUCCGCUGGCACCUUCGCCGCUGUUCUUCGCUACCGGAUCGUACCCAAUGAAGACAUACCUUCCUGGCUCAGAUUUGGAUGUGUGUUUGCUGGUGCCGCGAGAGCUGGAAUCGUCGUGGUACUAUAUUGUUACACAGGCACUGUGCGUCGCUGGGAGUAGCGGUGGGGUCGGAACUGUGGUGGAUAUUGGCAAUGUGGGAUGUGCCAUGGAUGGGGGCAGUAGUAGCAUGCCAUCUCGAUUCGGCAGCAAUGUCGUUGGGAGCGGCAGCGGUCCAGUACUGUUGACGAACACAGUGCGCAAUGUGGCUUUUGUAAAUGCUGACGUUCGAGUCGUCAAGUGUACAGUUGACAACAUUUCUGUGGACUUUACGGCAAACCGCGUGGGAGCUUUAGGUGCCGUACGGCUACUUGAUGCUAUGGCGGUUCGCGUAGGGCGGCAUCACUUGUUCAAAAAGAGCCUCAUCCUGAUCAAGGCCUGGUGUACGCACGAGUCCAGUCCUUUUUUGCAAGCAGCUUCGUCAGAAAUCUGCGAGCUUGGGUCGCCGGUGGUCUCAAGUCUCACACCGUCAAGCGUGAUGGGAGCGAGCCAGGGUGCGCUCUCUACGUAUGCUGUGAAUACGAUAGUCAUGGCGCUUUUCAACCAGCACGGUGAUACUCUCACGCACCCACUACAGGCGCUGUAUUUGUUUCUGGAUCGACUCGCAGAGUUUCCUUGGCACGAGUCGGCUCUCACGCUGCAUGGCGCGGUUCCCCUUAAUCGUUUGGCAACUACGCCUUUGAAUGGAUUGCUUCGACCCAGGACAAAACAGAGCUCCGUCAUGCUAGACGCUAACGAUGUUGAAGCGCUUCGCGAUGCGCUGGCUAAUCAGUUUGGAGCAUUUGAUGCAGCUUUGAACGGUAGCAAAGGGACUCAGUCAGGAUCGUUCCCUAUUCGUGCAUGCAACAUUGUAGACCCGCUCGAUGAUAAGAAUAACUUGGCACGCAGUGUAUCGGCUGAAGGCUUCCCUGUCGUGAAGCGUGCCUUCCGGCUUGCGCGGGAUCAGCUUGUCGCGAUGCUUACACCUCGAUCAUCGCGAAACGAAGACGAUGCGGAGGAGACGAGUGGCGAUGUCGGCACGACGUUUUUCGCGCGGUGUUGGCGGCUCUACGGUCGAGGUGACGGAUGGCGACCCGACUUGCUGAUCCAUCCAAGGCAGGUCUGGCAUGGCAAGGCUGCAUUCAAGUCGGGCUCGGGGUCAAAGAAAGCUAACGGUCCGUCACGACCACGGGCAUCUUCAGCCUCGCUCGUGGAUAGUGACGAGGACGAAGAACGUCGUUGGGAAUCAUUGUUGCCGUCACUGGACGUUGGCGCUGCAAACGCUCUGCUAGUCCAGCAUCAGCAAUUGCAAGCCGCUGCAGCGACAGCGUAUCACCACGGCUCUAUGAUAGUGCAUCAGCAGCCGUACUAUGGACCUUCUGCAAGUUCAUCUGAGGCGGGGCCAACAGAAUUACCGACUUCAACGACUAUGGCGAAUGGAUCCGCUGGGUCUGUAUCCUCAGGAGCUGCUGAGCUGGCGCUGCAGUACUCCCCACUGCGUCGUCCUUGCGGGAGUCCAGGCAGUAACAGUCAACGUGGCAAGUCCCCACCACCAAAAAGGGACAUUGGGCGCGCAGAACAUGUUCAUGGGAGGUCGAUCGUCGGAGCACAUGUAAGGUAA
This is a messenger RNA of Peronospora matthiolae, 5244 nucleotides long. The record is from the annotation of a GenBank genome assembly. NCBI's taxonomy places the organism in Eukaryota, Oomycota, Peronosporomycetes, Peronosporales, Peronosporaceae.